Molecule: messenger RNA, 857 nt
Organism: Sinocyclocheilus rhinocerous
Lineage: Eukaryota; Metazoa; Chordata; Actinopteri; Cypriniformes; Cyprinidae
Gene: rdh8b
Product: retinol dehydrogenase 8b
Exons: 5
Coding region: 38-784 (248 amino acids)
Biological process (GO): retinol metabolic process
Cellular component (GO): cytosol
Molecular function (GO): all-trans-retinol dehydrogenase (NAD+) activity
Source: RefSeq, a predicted model, not a curated record
GAGGCUAAAGUAACAGCUCUGUUAUUCCGGUGAAAGCAUGGCAACAGAGGGACAGAAAGUGGUGCUGAUCACCGGCUGCUCGUCCGGUAUCGGGCUCGCGAUCGCCGUGAUGCUCGCGAGAGACGAGAUGAGGCGCUACUACGUCAUAGGUACAAUGCGGGAUCUGAAGCGGAAGGAUAAGUUAGUUGAAGCGGUGGGAGACGCGUACGGUAAAACUCUGUCUCUGCUUACACUGGACGUCUGUAGCGAUGAAUCUGUCAAACAGUGUGUCGACAGCAUCAAAGAUCGACAUAUAGACAUACUGAUUAAUAACGCUGGCGUGGGUCUGGUGGGGCCGGUUGAGGGUCUCGGCAUGGAUGACAUGAUGAAGGUGUUCCAGACUAACUUCUUUGGUGCGGUUUGCAUGAUUAAAGAGGUGAUGCCUGACAUGAAGAGGAGACGCUCUGGACACAUCAUCGUCAUCAGCAGUGCGAUGGGCCUGCAGGGUGUGGCGUUUAAUGAUGUUUACUCGGCUUCAAAGUUUGCCAUAGAGGGGUUCUGCGAGAGUCUGGCCGUCCAGCUGCUCAAGUUUAACAUCACUAUGUCAAUGAUCGAGCCCGGGCCCGUACACACUGAGUUUGAGAUGAAGAUGUUUGCAGAUGUUUCUAAGAAAGAGUAUGUCGGUACUGAUCCAGAGACGCUACACCACUUUAGGACCUGCUACCUGCCCAGUGCAGCGAACAUCUUCCAAGGCCUGGGCCAAACACCUGAAGACAUCGCCAAGGUCAGAAAUCAUGUCAGUUAAGGCCCGUUCACACCAGGAACGAUCGCAAUAACCAUGAAGUUUUAAUAAUCGCUCUAAGUCUAUAUAAUAGCAA